UCUGAGGGGCGCAGCGAGGCGCCGUGCGGCCGGUUCCGGGUCGGCGGGAUGUCGGGGCCCAACGGGGAGCCGCAUGUGCCGGUGGGCGGUGAGGAAGAAGAGGAGGAGGAGGAGGACGGGGAGAGCUUCGGGGAGGAAGAAUAUGCAGCAAUAAACUCCAUGCUGGACCAGAUCAACUCCUGCUUGGAUCACCUGGAGGAGAAGAACGAUUAUCUACACGCCUGCUUGAAAGAACUGCUGGAGUCCAACCGCCAGACCCGCCUGGAAUUCCAGCAGCAGAGCGAGCAGCAGAACAUGGAAGCUGAUGUGCAGGGACCACAGCCUCCCACCUAGUGUGCUGGCCACAGACUCCCAGUUGGUGUUGCUAAGGGGACAUUUACUGGCCACCUAUUUAACCUAAAACUUGAAUAGAGAGGUACCUCGUGCCUGUUACCUUUUC
Messenger RNA from Calidris pugnax (ruff), 439 nucleotides. It is a transcript of the gene BBLN, whose product is annotated as chromosome unknown open reading frame, human C9orf16. NCBI's taxonomy places the organism in Eukaryota, Metazoa, Chordata, Aves, Charadriiformes, Scolopacidae. The transcript has 2 exons. Bases 49 to 333 code for a protein of 94 amino acids. The record is from RefSeq and is a predicted model, not a curated record.